AUGCAGCAAUACCUCGAAGCACCGAUGUGUCUCUCGUACCUGAUCCCAAGCAAUGAAUUUGUUCCCAUUGCAAUCCAGAUCAAACAGUUGCCGGGUCCACAGAACCCCAUUUUCUUUCCGACAGACAGCAAAUACGACUGGCUGCUGGCCAAGAUCUAUGUUCGUCACGCUGACACACAGGUCCACCAGCUCGUCUCACACCUGCUGAACACUCAUCUGUUUGCCGAAGUCUACUGCAUCGUGACCCUCCGGAAGCUUCCGAGCGCACACCCGGUCUUUAAAGUACUUUCAGAUGCACUGCCGGUCUAUUGUACUGAACAGGGGAGCCUUGCCGGUGUCAGAAGCAUUGCCGGGAGUCGCCAGAGUUCGAUCUCCUCUACUGCAGCACACUUCCAUUGCUUCCGAGGUACCAUCUGGGACCUGGUCCAUCGGUUCGUGGCAAAUAUCGUUGACAUUUACUACAAGAGCAAUGCAUCCGUCCAAGAGGAUGAGGAAAUUCAUGAAUGGGCAAAGGAAAUCUUCACUGAAGGAUUCUUGGCGAAGCAAUACUCAGGUUUCCCCACGUCAUUCUCCACCAAGGACGAUCUCAUCAAGUACCUGACCAUGGUCAUAUUCAGUUGUUCUGCCCAGCACUCUGCAGUGAAUGCCGGACAGUUUGACUGGGGAUCCUGGGUCCGAAACAAUCCUUCCACCAUGCAGAAACCAGCGCCCACAGAAAAGGGGAAAGUCACUGAGGAAGACAUCUUAAACACUUUGCUGAUGAAAAGUGCCUCGGUGCUGGUGCUUGCAACCAUCCAUCUGCUCAGUCAACCAUCUCCCUCCAAAACGAGGUUGGGUACAUACAUGGAACAAUGCUUCAUUGAACAGAGAGCUAAGGAAUGCAUCGAGAAGUUCCAGGAAGCACUCAUGAAAAUCGAGAAUGAGAUAAAGAAGCGCAACGAGGGCCUUGAUCUGAAGUAUACAUACCUUAUUCCGAGAGUCAUCGAGAACAGUGUGGCGAUGUGAAGGUCCAUCCCACCGCUGGCCAUUGGUUCCUCUGGGCUUUAUGCUUUGGGGUCAGAUGAGAAUUCAAGCUGCAAAUUUCUAUAGUGCUUAUUGCCAAACGAAAGCAGCCAAA
This is a messenger RNA of Mobula hypostoma (lesser devil ray), 1117 nucleotides long. Its product is annotated as hydroperoxide isomerase ALOXE3-like. Gene Ontology annotation, biological process: lipid oxidation; hepoxilin biosynthetic process; lipoxygenase pathway. Gene Ontology annotation, molecular function: oxidoreductase activity, acting on single donors with incorporation of molecular oxygen, incorporation of two atoms of oxygen; metal ion binding. Bases 1 to 1005 code for a protein of 334 amino acids. The record is from RefSeq and is a predicted model, not a curated record. NCBI's taxonomy places the organism in Eukaryota, Metazoa, Chordata, Chondrichthyes, Myliobatiformes, Myliobatidae. The transcript has 7 exons.